AUGAGUGACACUAAAUUAGAGGAUGAAUACUUCGAUUUUAAUGGUGUAUUUCCCGAAUGUACAGAUGGUUUCGACUGGGAUACAGGGGCAUUUAGAGGUCGGGGAGAUGCUAAUAAAUUCACAACUUUGUGUAGUGGCCUUAAUUUAAAAUUAACAACUGAAAAUAGAUCCACAGAAUUUUCACAACUAUGUCGUGUUCUUGGUUUAUAUUUAAAGCAUAUAGAAACAAAUAAAAAUGAACAUGCGCAAAGGUGUUGUAAAUUAUUCUAUUAUAAACUAAAAAAAGAUAUAAUGGAUAAAUUUAAUUUAAAAUGUAAUGAUGCUAAAAGUUGUUAUCUGGAAAUGGCAAAUCAUAAGGCAAAUGGCUUAGAUACACAAAUAUCUGAUAUAUGCCUGAAACAUUUAAUACAUAUUGAUGGUGAUACUUUUAAAAUAAUGGAAUAUCUUUUUGAAAUAUAUAACAAAGUUAAUCUUUUUAAUACUAAUAAUCAGAGAACCACUAGUAAUAUGCAUAAAUUUAAAGAGUACAUAGAAAAAUUAGAAAUAUAUUUUUAUAAAUAUAGAAGCGAAAUUAAGGAAGAACUCGGAAAAAUUAUUAAGAUAUGCGAAGGCUAUAUAAGUGAAUGGGAAGCUGAUAAGCGCUUGGCAAAACAUGCCUCAGAUCUCCUAAAGUAUGAUAAUUGGAUAAACACAAGAAAAAGGAAACUCGAAGAGGAAGAAGAAGAAAAUACAAGAAGUGAUUGGAGACCAACAGAAACCUUGGAAAGCAAAGUAUUAUAUGCGAAAGCUAUAAUGAUCCCUCGGACAGAUGAUUAUACCCAUUAUUUUUCAUUUUUAAAACCAAGUGUACGGAAAUUAAGGAGUAUGUUUAAUAAAAAUAACAAAAAUAAUAUGGACCUUAUGUAUUCAUUUGAUGUUGAAUACAAAAAUUCAAUUGAUGAUAGAUAUAAAAUAGCAUAUAGUUAA
Molecule: messenger RNA, 966 nt
Organism: Plasmodium gonderi
Lineage: Eukaryota; Apicomplexa; Aconoidasida; Haemosporida; Plasmodiidae
Product: variable surface protein
Exons: 3
Coding region: 1-966 (321 amino acids)
Source: RefSeq, a predicted model, not a curated record